Molecule: messenger RNA, 716 nt
Organism: Procambarus clarkii (red swamp crayfish)
Lineage: Eukaryota; Metazoa; Arthropoda; Malacostraca; Decapoda; Cambaridae
Product: cuticle protein 18.6-like
Cellular component (GO): extracellular matrix
Source: RefSeq, a predicted model, not a curated record
UUCCUCGUGACAACACAGCAAGCAGUAUGAAGACUCAGAUCUUAAUCGUGUUGGGCAUGGCAGCCUUGGCAGCUGCAGACAGCAGGGAAAGGUUCUCGUAUGGUCCCCCUCGGCCUUACUCAGCGGAGUCGUUCGAGUCUAGUGAGGCUCAGUACAACUUCAACUAUGCUGUGAAACACGAAGACUCCGGCAACGACUUCGGUCACCAGGAGACCCGCGACGGUGACGACACCAAGGGGUCGUACUACGUGCAGCUUCCCGACGGUCGUCUGCAGACCGUGACUUACUUCGUGGACGGUGACUCAGGUUACAUCGCUGAUGUCAAGUACGACGGUGAGGCUCGCUACCCAGACUCCGACGAGUCCAGGGAGGCUCCCCGCUACGUCCCACCCAGGCCCCGGUACUCUGCUCCUGACUCCCACGAGUCCCGAGAGGUUCCAGUAUUCGUCCAACCCAGACCUCGGUACUUCGCUCCAGACUCCCACGAGUCUCGUGAGGCUCCAGUAUUCGUCCAACCCAGACCUCGUUACUUCUUCCGUGACUCUAAUGAGUCCAAGUAAUCACCACCAACGUUCAUAUUCCUCAUCGAAUCACCACAGUCUUGACAGACCAACUAUUUAUUAAUGGAAAUGGAAAUAUUUCAAUUGAACAAGCAAAUUAUUCCAAUAUUAUUUAUUCAGCUUAUUUGUGUGAAAUAAAGAGCCUUAAGAAUCAUC